Messenger RNA from Hibiscus syriacus, 1039 nucleotides. RefSeq names its product BURP domain-containing protein BNM2A-like. Bases 68 to 931 code for a protein of 287 amino acids. The transcript has 2 exons. NCBI's taxonomy places the organism in Eukaryota, Viridiplantae, Streptophyta, Magnoliopsida, Malvales, Malvaceae. The record is from RefSeq and is a predicted model, not a curated record.
AACAGCAAUCUUCGUCUUUAUAAAUGAAAAACAAAGGUGAAUUCAGGAGGAAAAAGUUGAAGAAAGAAUGAGAAAUGAGUUUGUUUCUUGCAGCUUCCUCCUCCUGCUUUUCGUUUCGCUUGCUACUGGAAAUGUAGCAGCGUCUCAUAUGGAUGAUGAUGAUGGUGUUCUUCUACUCCCCCGGCAAAAAGAAGAUGGUCAUCCAUCAUCCCAUAUGGGCAUGCACAUGGCCAUGGGCAUGGACAAAGAUGAUAUCCUAAACCCAGCGGCCAAAGUGUUCGCCACCAUAAAGGAUAUUGUGGUCGGGAAGACGAUGCCCAUCUAUUUCCCCUGCAUAGAAAACCCAACCACUUAUCAGUUCCUCCCUGACCAAAAAACCCACCACAUCCCUUUAUCGUCGGAGCACCUACCGGAGCUGCUCCGAUUCUUCUCCUUCUCACUGGAUUCUCACCAAGCCUUGGCAAUGAAACAAACACUGAAGAUCUGUGAGAUGGAAGCUCCAAAAGGAGAGGCACAAGGCUGCGUUACAUCUUUAGAAUCGCUGGUUGAUUUUGCAGAAAGUAUCUUCGGACCAGAUUCACAAGUCGGAGUUGUACGAUCAUCUUUGAUAUCAAAAUCGACUCCUGUUCUUCAGAACUAUACUGUUGUCGAAUUCAAAGAGAUUUCAACUGGAAAGCUCAUAGCAUGCCACAAUGAACCCUAUCCGUAUGCAGUUUACUAUUGUCAUUUCCAAUGGGGCACUGUGAACAAAGUAUUCAUGGUUUCCCUCGUCGGUGAGAACGGUGAUGAGUUGAAUGCGGUGUUCCUUUGUCACAUGGAUACAUCUUCGUGGAGCACCGGUCAUAUCGGAUUCCGCCUUCUGGGGCUUAUGCCGGGGGAGUCUGAGAUCUGCCACUUCUUCCCGGCGUAUGACAUGGUUGUGGUUCCUUAGUAGUACUAAAUUGAUGGUUGUCACUGUUGUUUUGGACGUUACGAGGCGAUGCAUUUUGCGAUGUCGUAAUAACUUUGAAAAACGUUAUGAUACAAUCAUUACAUUGUA